CACAUAAGCUGUGUGACCAUGACAUUUGGUGAGAAAGCUGCCAGAGCUAAGCAGCUUCUCUCCUCGUCUCUCUAGUAAUGCAGUUGGAAAAAGUUGAACUCUGCUUUCCAGAACUCCUCAACUCCUCCUGCAGGAAGCCGGAGCCUCCUCACCCUAGCAUUGUGUUUUUUCACGUUCUUCUGUACUUCAUCUCUUUUCUCACUGCGUCUCUCAACCUGCUGGUCAUCAUCUCCAUCUCACAUUUCAGGCAGCUCCAUACCCCCACCAACCUCCUCCUCCUCUCUCUGGCUGUCUCAGAUUUUCUUGUGGGCCCUUUGGUGAUCCCAGUUGAAAUCUUCCUGGCAAACACCUGCUGGAUCCUGGGUGACCUUGUCUGUGUGCUAUAUUAUCUGUUACCUGUCACAAUAAUCACUGCCUCUGUGAUAAACAUGGUGCUCAUAUCUGUUGACCGCUAUGUGGCUAUUUGUGACCCUCUGCGUUACCCCACCAAAGUCACUCAAAAAGUUGUUACAAUAUGUGUUUUCCUGGGUUGGAUUUAUUCUGUUUUCUACAGCAUUUUUCUUUUAUAUGAUAACCUGAAGCAUCCAGGCAUGUAUAAUUCCUGCUAUGGAGAAUGUGUGAUCCAGAUUACAGGAGUUAUUGAUCUUGUUCUCGGUUUCGCUAUUCCCAUUACUGUCAUCAUAGUUCUGAAUAUGAGAGUAUUUGUGGUGGCUGUGUCUCAGAUUCGAGAAAUGAGGUCCCACAUUGUAACUGUCUCACUCAAGCAUUCUGACACUGUGAAAGUUAAGAAAUCUGAGAUAAAAGCAGCCAGGACCCUUGGUGUUCUUAUAGUUGUGUUUCUCAUGUGUUACUCUCCAUAUUACUGCAUCACUCUCACAGGCUACAAUGUCAUGAUCGGUUCUUCAACUGAGAGAUUUAUGAUUUUUCUGAUGUAUUGUAACUCUUGUCUAAACCCCAUCAUCUAUGCCUUUUUCUACCCCUGGUUUAAAAAAUCUAUUAGACUUAUUGUUACAUUUCAGAUACUGCAGCCUGGCUCCUGUGAGUACAAUGUACUAUAG
Messenger RNA from Sebastes umbrosus (honeycomb rockfish), 1058 nucleotides. Its product is annotated as trace amine-associated receptor 7f-like. Gene Ontology annotation, biological process: G protein-coupled receptor signaling pathway. Gene Ontology annotation, cellular component: membrane. Gene Ontology annotation, molecular function: trace-amine receptor activity. Lineage: Eukaryota; Metazoa; Chordata; Actinopteri; Perciformes; Sebastidae. The record is from RefSeq and is a predicted model, not a curated record.